AAACCGGCCACUGUUUGGCUCACGGGGUUGGGCACAAGGUUGAUCCGUAGCGCAUUGGAUUUACUUCCGUAAAUAUACCGUAAAUAUCGUAAAUAUAGGUAAAUAUUAUUCACCUGCACGAUAUUCGGUACAACAUUUUGUUCAGUGUGGAUAAUGACAGUUAAGAACUGUCACUUGUUUGUUUCCUUCGUUUACAAACUGUCACCGCUCCAAUAUUUUUCGAGCUUGAGGUAUUUUUUUCACUUGCGGAACCGAUCCUCGCAACAACCUUCCCCGCAAUUUACCAGCAAUCUGUGCAAGAAGCCCAGUGCGGAUCUGCGCUCUGAUCCAGAAAUUGCCGACACGACCAUCGACUGCCUCGGACUUGGGAUUUCAUCGGAAGUCGAUCCGACGGUGCGGAUUUGCGCCGGUUGUGCCGAACGCGUCGACGCGCAGCAUGCCUUCCGGACGCGAGACCUGCACUGCAACAGUUACGUCGAGAACGGGCUGGAGGACAAGGAAGACGAGGACGUGUGCCGGUUCUGCUUGAUGGCGGAUGGCGGGGCGGCGUUUGUCGAGUUGUUUCCGGGCGGCGGCGGGAGCAUAGCGGAUGAGGUGCAAACGAUGCGGGAUUGUUUAGGGGUUGAGAUCAACAGCUGGGACAUGGUGACGAAGAUUUGCGGGGAAUGUGUGGGCGGUGUUAAAGAGUUGGCUACAUUUCGGACGGAAUUUUCGCCGACGGCCGGCACGGUGAAGCUGGAGGACGUGAUGGAUUCGUCGGAUUCGUACAGAAUAGAAGUGUUGCUAGUAGCGGCACUUAAUCAGCAUUAUCUUAGCUUUUGA
Molecule: messenger RNA, 822 nt
Organism: Culex pipiens pallens (northern house mosquito)
Lineage: Eukaryota; Metazoa; Arthropoda; Insecta; Diptera; Culicidae
Exons: 2
Coding region: 154-822 (222 amino acids)
Source: RefSeq, a predicted model, not a curated record